AUGUUACGUUUUAGACAUCAACCUGACGAUUCUCCAGUCUAUAGAGCUGAACCAUCAGAGAGAGUUUUGAUUUGGAAUUUAAGUUAUUUGGUCAGUGAAAAAGAAUUAUACACCUAUCUGAAAGAUUUUGGUGCAAUUUGGGUAAUUAUUCCAGUUCAAUCGCUAUAUGGUUUUAGAAAGAAUCGACCACAUCCAUUGGGUAUUGCGUAUGCUGAGUUUGAAACUAAAGAAAAAGCAACUUAUGCAAUCGACCAUUUGUUCAAUCAGAUAUAUAAAGGAAGGCCUUUGAAAGUAAGAUAUCAUCAACCUUAUGUACCAAGACAAAAGACUAGAAAGAAUUCAAAGGAAAUUUGUCCUGUUGGUAGAGGUAUUGAAUUAGAUUCAACAGAAUCUGAUUUAGCUCAACCAGUUACUGUUGUUGAUGACUCUUCACAGCCUUUAGAGUUAACAGAUGAAGAAUUAGUUGCACCUGCUAUGGCUCCAAGUAAACUAAAUGUAAAAAGAAAAGCAGUUUCUACAGAGACAGUUUAUUGUAAGAUAUUGCCAGAAGGAACUACAGAUUUACAUUUAAGGCAACAUUUUAAAGCCUUCCGUCCAAAGGAAAUUUGGAUAUUCAAAUCAUCUCCAACUAGGAGUAAAAUGUGUUUUGGAUCGAAGCGUCAAUCUUUUACUUCAGCCUUGAUUACUUUAGAGACAGAGGAGUCAUUGAAAAAAGUAGCUAAGAUAAUGUCUAAGAAGAAAUUAUUGGACAAUAAAGUGAUUGUAAGACCUGCAUACCUCACAAAAAUUGAAGAAGUUAGAAGAAUUGCAGAACAAGAGGAACUUGAUAGUGCAAUCCAAAAUAUUCAACAAGGAAUAUUACCAGUUAGUACUAGCUCUGAAUCAGUAAAUCUGCAAACACCAAUUGAACCAGCAAGUGUUCCUUUAGUUUCGGAUGAAAUAAUUGUUGAUUAUGAACCUAGAAUAGGUAAUGCAGUUGUUGUUUCUGAAGAAGGGCCAACAUCAUUCGUUUCGACUUAG
Messenger RNA from Maudiozyma saulgeensis, 1020 nucleotides. The record is from the annotation of a GenBank genome assembly. NCBI's taxonomy places the organism in Eukaryota, Fungi, Ascomycota, Saccharomycetes, Saccharomycetales, Saccharomycetaceae.